Coturnix japonica (Japanese quail) is the source of this 774-nucleotide messenger RNA. NCBI's taxonomy places the organism in Eukaryota, Metazoa, Chordata, Aves, Galliformes, Phasianidae. The record is from RefSeq and is a predicted model, not a curated record.
AUGGGGAAUGCAAGCAGUGCAAAGGAAUUCAUUCCUAUGAGCCUCUCACAGAAACAAGGUGUGCAGAAAGUAUACUCUGUCAUUCUCCUUUUCUUCUAUACAAGUAGUGUGGCAGGAAAUAUUGUCACCGUGAUGAGCAGCCAACACCUGAACUCCCCCAUGUACUUCUUCCUCUGCUACUUGGUCUUUCCCAAAAUGAUUGCUGACUUCCUUGUCAAAAACAAAACCAUCUCCUUUGUGGGCUGCAUGGCACAGCUCUUUGGGGUACCCUCCUGCACGGAGAUCGUCAUCUUCAUAAUGAUGGCUUAUGGUUGCUACACGGCCAACUGUGGACCUUUCCACUGCACCACCCUCAUGACUCAAAGUGCAUGUGGCUGCAUGGUAAUCAGCUCAUGGGUAGGAGGCUUUGUGCACUGCAGCAUGCAGACUCUUCUGAUCACUCUGCUGCCCUUCUGUGGCCCCAACAAAGUUGACCACUACUUCUGUGAUGUCCAUCCCCUGCUACAGCUGGCCUGUGCUGACACCUGCACAGUGAGCACUGUUGUCAACAGCAAAGAUUUCUUCAUCUUGGUUGUGUCUUACGUGGUGAUCUUGGUUUCCUUGAGAAGUCACACAUCCGAAGGACGGCGCAAGGCCCUCUCCACCUGUGGGUCCCACAUCACCGUGGUGGUUCUGUUCUUCGGGCCGUGCACAUUCACACACCCAACCAGCAGUCUUCCAGAGGACAAGGUCUUGGCACUGUUUGAUGCUUCCAUCACAUCACACCCAUGGUGA